Rhipicephalus sanguineus (brown dog tick) is the source of this 4399-nucleotide messenger RNA. RefSeq names its product tubby-related protein 3 (gene ktub). Bases 93 to 1604 code for a protein of 503 amino acids. Gene Ontology annotation, biological process: protein localization to cilium. The record is from RefSeq and is a predicted model, not a curated record. The transcript is spliced from 11 exons. Gene Ontology annotation, cellular component: cilium. Lineage: Eukaryota; Metazoa; Arthropoda; Arachnida; Ixodida; Ixodidae.
CCAUCUACCAAAACUUCAGAACCUUCGAGCAAAGAGUGAAAUCAGCGUGACGUCGACGACAUACUGCGUCAUAUACCGAAACAACUUGCAGCAUGGUCACUCGCAGUGAUAUACCAGUUUGGUCAAGAGCGUUCAGCAGCACGGAGUGGCCCGCAGCGCCUCCUGGGAGCGCAGAUGAAGAGAAGACCCCUUCGUCACCACCUACAACUCAGCGCCAGAAAAAGCUCGAGCAUCAGCGUCAGCUGCUGGAGGAGAAGCAGCGCCACAAGCGGCAGAGCCAGGGACUACUGCAGGCCUCUGAUGCACGCCGACCAGCGUCCAAUACGGUUAUACGAAGCAGACUCCGUAAGGACGAGUCGCGUCCCCUCAUGGCAGGUCUCAGCAUAGAAAGGCCCGUGCAGGAUGUCGUCAGCUGCUACGACGGCCCGAUGCUCUUCUCUAGCACCGACACCCUCGACGCACCCGUCGGCGACAGCUCCAAGGACACUGUCGUGCAAGACGACGUUGAUGGAGAGAACACCCUUGCCAUUGCUUUGAAUAGCAGCCCAAUUCCACCGUCUCCAGAUGUGGAGAAGAAACUCAAGCAGCUCGACCUCAGCGAUGACCUGACGAGCAUCAACGGAGAUGAAGACCUCGAGAGCACGCCUAUUAAGUCCGAGGUCCUCUCGAGUCGAGGAAUGUCUGCGACAGUUCCAGACACCCCAACGGACGUCACGGACACCAUAGCACAGGUGGAAGACGUCAGCGGUGGCGUUGGCGGCGUAGAUGGAGGAAAGACGCAGCCAGCCAUGUCGGUGCCUGUGAUGGACCUUGGUCCCCUAGCCGAGCUGCUAGACAGGGGUCAGCUGGAAGAGUUCUCCACGAUACCCUGUCCACAGGGGACCACGAUACGGUGCCGCAUCACGCGAGACAAGAAGGGCGUCGACAAAGGACUGUACCCGACCUACUACCUCCAUCUCGAAAAAGAGGACAACAGAAAGGUGUUCCUGCUGGCCGCACGGAAGCGUAAGAAGAGCGCCACGUCCAACUACCUGAUCUCGGUAGACCCGACCGACCUGUCGCGAGGUGGCGAGUCGUUCGUGGGAAAGCUUCGCUCCAACUUACUCGGCACCGCUUUCACCAUCUACGACUGCGCCGAGAAGCCACGGCAAAACACCGAGAAGCGGUCGGUUCGCUCCGAGAUCGCAGCCGUUGUUUACGAGACCAAUGUUCUGGGAUUCAAAGGACCUAGGAAGAUGACUGUCAUCUUGCCUGCUAUGACCAAAGACCACAAGAGGAUUGAGCUGAAGCCAUCCUUCGAACAUGGUGGCCUGCUGGAGCGGUGGAAAAGCCGGAACUUGGAAAACCUCCUCGAACUUCGAAAUAAAACACCUGUCUGGAACGAAGACACACAGUCCUACGUCCUGAACUUCCACGGCCGUGUGACGCAAGCAUCCGUCAAGAAUUUCCAGAUAGUCCACGAAAACGACGCGGAUUACAUCGUGAUGCAGUUUGGACGAGUGACGGAAGAAUGCUUCAGCAUGGACUACUGCUAUCCCCUCUGCGCUUUGCAAGCGUUCGCCAUCGCGCUGUCGAGUUUCGACAGCAAGCUCGCCUGCGAAUGACUGUUACUGAAGUCGUCCAACGACAUUCCCAUGCUGCGGAACAAUCGAAAAUGGCGGCGCACUCUGGUUCGCGCGAGACAACUCCACCUGAUGAACUUGAACUGCCACAGAUUUGCCUUCAGCGACGUACAAUUGAUACCACAGAUCUCAGAGGCAACGGACAAUGAUCGCUCGUCUGUCAAUGCGGAGGUUUGCUAGUGUGUUUUACGGGCAAGCACUGUGAAGUCAUAACUCGCUGCAUCCCCCUUUUUUCCUUUCCUUCACCACCUUCCCCUGAUUCCACUGGUACUACAAUCUAACCUCGAUAUAACGAACAUGACGAACAGUGCACAUAGCGAAAAACAUAAUAUUCUAUUUCCAUAUCAACGUGUACCGAAUACAGGUUGAUAACGAAUGUCCGAAGAAAAUAGCCGUAUAUCGUUUGUAAUAACGUGUAAGGACUACGCUCUUUUAACGAACAUCUAUUAUGACGAAGUUUUUUGAAUAGUAACCGAUAGGACUUCGUUGAUUCUGAAAAAACAGGGCAUGCAAACACGAACACAAGAAAGAAGUCAUGACACCACAAACACAAUGUUUUCGUGCCUUCUUUCUUUUCCGCCGUUGUGCAUCUCUUCAGUUGUUAGUCGGCGGUUGUAGUGUCGUGAUUCUUUCUUGUGUGCACGCCCUGUCUUUUUAAAAUGAAUACUUACCAACAAUCCAGUUCUCUGUUAUUCUAAAAUGGCUUCGUUAUAACGGGGUUCGGUGUAUUUGCCACGAUCUCUACUUUACCUUUGAAACUGAUGGAGGGCCUCCGCCGACGGAACCUUUGGAAUGGACUUAAAGCCUAUGCCCUGGUGAUCAGGCACAAUAACACUCUGCACUGCCUCAGCGAUUACUCACUUGCCCAACACCAGUUCUACCGCAAAACACCUACAACGUCACGAAACGAUAUUUGUUGUUACUCGUUGACCACAUCGAGCGAACCCGAUCCGGACAUGCUGCAUCAGUUACAGCAAUCCUGAGAGAGCUUUCUGCUAUAUAAGAUACAAUAAAUUACUAUCACUGAGAUAAAUGUUGUAAUUUAGGGUAUGUGAAUAUUGAUACAUGAUGAAAAGUUUGAGACUGCAUCUGGUCAAUUUCGGUAGUUUAUUUUGAAUAUUAACAACCAGCCUUACAAAACGCCUCCCCAUAAGCGUUGUUCGAACGCAAACUAUAAGUUUAUUUGCCCCUGUGGCUGAUGAUGAACCACCCCAUCUUACUUAAGGUUCCAUGCACGAGCGUUAUCACCAUAAAAAAAAAAAAACAUCUCAAGGAACUCAUAUUGUUCGUACCCUACAAUCACAUACAUUUAAUUAUCUUUCAAGUCAUGGUCGCAGCAACUGAUGGACAAUAGUUUCGAAACUCAUCUAAUAUUCCUGCUUACAGAGCUUAGAGUUGACGGUUGGUAAGCUCUCGUUCCGGUACUUCUAAGGCAGUUUUGAUAUAACGACAGUUCAUACAAGAACACACUGAAACGAAGAAGAAAGAUGGUGUAUGUACAGUGGAAGGGACUGUCAAGUUUUUGUUCCGAAAUAAGCCGGCACCACCUUGUCCAGUUUGUAUCCUGUCCUUAGCCCUCUGACAAAAUGUUGGUACAGGAAUCGUCUCCGCCUGUCUGUAAUUCCAGGCUGAAUUAUCGGAGGAAGAUGGCAGUUUAUCAACAGUGGACUCAUCUAAGGAUUGGGCUAAAAAAAAUAGGUUACCGUUAGAGAGAACUAUAUACUGCAAAUGUCAUUGCGUACUCGCUUAAUAGAUACUAUUUCUCAGGACUUCAAACCACGUAAUACAGCUGGUCGGGACAUCGAUAGCAACAAAUGUAGCGAGUAGAACACCACAUCGGCCCAGAUGCAAAUUUUGAGAAAUGUAACAUCUUCAAAGAAGAUUAUUCUAGGAAGCUUUUGAAAGAAGGCUACAAAAAAGCAGGGGCCGAAGUCACAAAGCUUCUCCAUCGUAAUUUCGUUUUUCCAUUAUUCAACUCGCUUCGCCAAUGAUAUGUCCCACAUCGUGACUGGCUGAUGUAUUCUCUUCCAAAAAAAUUCAUUUGAAGGCGUUUUGUGAAUACGCGCCCCGAUUAUCGAUCUGACACGCAGUUUUCUUUAUUACUUUACCCCUCUAUAAAUUUGAAACAUAUAGAAAGCUUCAAAAGUCGCUCCUUAUCUCUGAAAAUGAUAAGGCAGAGAAAAAGGACGAGAACGAAAGUAGAAUGUUAUACCAACGCAGAAGUUCUUUUUGACUUAUUCGAGUCAUUAUUUUGUAUGAAUCUCGCGCUGAUUUCUCGUUUACAAUGUUCAACCACUAAGCCCAAGCCACAAACCUGGUAAAUCCCUAUACAUAGCCGUGGCCUUCCAAGUAACUGUCAUGCUGUACAACGCGAGAAAAUGUGAACACAUGUGGGAGCCAGUACGAAAGUUUAUUAUCACAUCCUGGUGGACACGUCAAUGCAUAUUCGACAGCCCAUUUGUCCGCGCUAAAAAUACGACAGAAAUUCCCGUCUCAUUCUGUCACAUAUGCAACAAUUGCUCCACCAAGAAGUUUCAAUACACUUCUGCGCUGACUUUAGAUGUAUUCGCAUUGUUAAUGUGUCGUUGUGCGGUUGUGUAUUCACACGAAGAGAACUAUGUUAAUAUCAGCGCAUCAACGCCUUCAGAUUCUGGAGUGUUUUUACACGCGUCACGAAACUAUUCGUUGUUUUAAAAAAUACUGUACAAGAGAUGAUAACUUGUUUAUGUUGAAUAAAAGUAUGUCUGUUUUAGGUUUGAAAUAAACUUUUUGGAAAU